UCCAGUCCCCCGCAGUUUCUUGGCUUUCGAUGUAACUAGCCAUGAUGUCAAGAUUUAAAACAUAGGUUAAUGUCGAUUUCUCUAGGUAUUUGACAAACAACAACAAAAAAUCUGUGGCUUCGAGAGGUGAAAUAAGUAUAAAGGAAUAUAGACUUACCCCCAGAAGACAAACUUUUAACUCUCUUAACGCCAUUGCUGCUUCCUGGUUUACAUUGAGGCGACCAUUGGCAGUUUUCUACGUUUUCAACACUUUCUCCCUCUAGUUAAAUUAUCUUGAAUAUUUUACCACAAGACGGAGUGUUUAAGUAUAUAGUUUCACUUCACGGCAAUACAAAAUGUGACAUUAAAGCGGAAUUGUUAGUGAGAGCGUUAAAAAGGCUGCAUCCCAUGUUGUGAUGAUUGUAAACAGCGGAGUAAGCUAAGCAGCGAAAGUAGCAGUCUCCAUCUUGAAAUGCGCGGUCACAUGACUCCCGCAGCUCCCCCUUUUUUUGUCUGGAGAUACUGUGCUAACACAAAGGCCCAAGUUUAAAUGCCGAGUUAUGUUGACUUUAUGUUUAAGCUGAUAAGCUGAACCACUGUCGUAAAAGCCGACAAUCGAUUAGCUGCUACAUUCGGCAAUCAGGAAGUACAUUCAGGAAGCGCUUUGCUGCGUUGUUUGACUGACAGCUGAGCGCUGGUGACAGCCCACACGGGACGGCAGCCCGCAGAGCCCGAGCCGAUUCUCAACAUGGCAGGUCUAUCGUUAUAUUUUGAAGAUGGCCAUGACGAUCUGGAUGAUUUUGGAUUUGAUGAUUAUGGUUCCGAAUGUGACGGCAUCCGCAUUACAGCCUUCCUCGACGCCGGUCAAGACAACUUAACGCCACUCGGGAGGCUAGAGAAGUAUGCCUUCAGUGAGAAUGUGUUUAACAGGCAGAUUGUGGCUCGUGGGCUGCUUGAUGUGCUCCGCGAGUUCAGCGAUAAUGAAAAUGAUUUCAUCAGUGUCAUGGAGACAGUUGCCAGAAUGUCAGAAGAUGGAGAGCCAACCGUGCGAGCCGAGCUGAUGGAGCAGGUGCCCAACAUUGCCAUGUUUCUGCACGAGAGCCGGCCCAACUUCCCUGCUGCCUUCUCCAGAUACUUGGUACCCAUCGUGGUCCGAUAUCUCACAGAUCCAAACAACCAGGUGCGAAAGACCAGCCAAGCAGCACUGCUUGUGUUGCUGGAGCAAGGCCUCAUCUCAAAGGCCGACAUGGAGUCCAAAGUUUGUCCUGUUUUGCUGGACCUCACGGAACCCAGCAGUGAUGACGAUUACAAGAUUGAAGCAGUUGCUAUUAUGUGCAAAGUAGUGACCAUGCUGAGCAAGGACACAGUGGAGCAUCUCUUGCUGCCACGCUUCUGCGACCUCUGCAGUGACGCCAGACUCUUUCAAGUCCGCAAGGUCUGUGCUGCCAAUUUUGGAGAGUUCUGUUCAAUUGUGGGUCAGGAGGCCACAGAGAAACUACUGAUUCCCAAGUUCUUUGACCUGUGCUCAGACAGCCUGUGGGGCAUUAGGAAAGCCUGCGCCGAGUGCUUCAUGAUGGUGUCCAACUCCACCUCUCCUGAGGUGCGACGUGCAAAGUUGUCCCCGCUCUUCAUCAGCCUCAUAAGUGACCAGUCCCGCUGGGUGCGGCAGGCUGCAUUUCAGUCUCUGGGCCGCUUCAUCUCCACCUUUGCCAACCCAACUGGUGCAGGCCUCCACUUCAGAGACGAUGGCGGAUUGCUUGAUGUUUCCAGGUGCACGUCAGACAGUGACUGUUCCUUGAACUCCCUCAACUGCUCUGGCAUUGGAGGCUGUCACACGGAAAGAACCAUUGCUCACACACCUCCCAACCAAGAUGGCCGUGCUACGCCGUCUCCGGAACAUGUGCCGGCAGCCGACGAAAUGAACUACGACGACAACCACAGUUUAGCUCGCGGAGAAAUGCUAGACAGCUACAUGCAUGCUGGCGCCAACGCCAACAACGCCAGAAACGCCAAGGAGAUGCCACAAACAGACGAGAACUUUAACUCUUUCCACUUCUGGAGGUCUCCUCUCCCAGACAUCAGCGGCGAGCUGGAGCUGCUUAGUUGUCAAACGGGGGAAGGGGUGGUGAAGGAUGGGAGGAAAGAGGAGCGGAAGGAACCAGAGGACAACUGUUUGGAUUCCAAAGCCAGUCCUGGUAAAACCACCAGCGACCAGAUCAAGAUGGUCUUGGACUGUUUGCAGCCACACAUGGACGACCCAGAUGUCCAAGCUCAAGUUCAGGUAUUGUCGGCAGCUCUGAAGGCCGCUCAGCUUGACAGCCCGUCCGACAACAGUCCCACAGAAAGCCAGCUGGCACCAUCUGCCGACAGCGACGCUGACAGCCCGUCUGUUGAGAGUAAAUCAGUGGAGGUGCAGUCUGAGAGCGAAGAGAGUGUCACGGAAGACGAGCAAACGACAGAAAGCCUCUCAGCCAGUGAGUCCUGUCCAGUACAGGAGCAAGGAGAUGAGGAGACACAGACAGAACCCCUGGAGUAUCCGGAAGAGUCUCCACCUGACUCUCCUGUUCUGGUGUCUGAACUCAUUGAAAGUGUGGAGGAAGAGGGAAAGAAUGACUCUGUGUCUGAAGAUAAGCCGAAGAUCCAGCAGAAUAUUAUCCCUCAGCAGCUGUUGGAUCAGUACCUCUCCAUGACGGACCCGGCACGGGCCCAGACGGUGGACACGGAGAUAGCCAAGCACUGUGCCUUCAGCCUGCCGGGAGUGGCGCUCACUCUGGGCCGACAGAACUGGCACUGCCUCAAGGACACUUAUGAGACGUUGGCGACUGAUGUGCAGUGGAAAGUGCGUCGCACGCUCGCCUUCUCCAUUCACGAGCUGGCGGUCAUCCUGGGAGACCAGCUGACGGCGGCGGAUCUUGUGCCUAUCUUUAACGGCUUCCUUAAAGACCUGGACGAGGUCCGCAUCGGUGUGCUCAAGCACCUCUACGACUUCCUCAAGCUCCUCCAUGCAGACAAGAGGAGAGAAUAUUUGUACCAGCUGCAGGAGUUCAUGGUGACGGACAACAGUCGCAACUGGAGGUUCCGAUAUGAGCUGGCAGAGCAGCUGAUCCUGAUCAUCGAGUUGUACAGCCAUUAUGACGUGUACGACUACCUCAGGCAGAUCGCACUCACGCUCUGCUCUGACAAAGUCUCAGAGGUCAGGUGGAUCUCCUACAAGCUGGUGGUGGAGAUCCUGCAGAAGCUGUACUCUAGUGGCGCUGAUGACUUGGGUCUUAACUUCAUCAAUGAGCUCACCGUCAGGUUCUGCCACUGUCCAAAGUGGGUGGGCCGACAAGCAUUUGCCUUCAUCUGCCAGGCUGUCGUAGAGGAGGACUGCAUGCCCAUGGAGCAGUUCAGCCAGCAUCUUCUCCCCAGCCUGCUCAGCCUCUCCUCGGACCCCGUGGCAAACGUGCGCGUGCUGGUAGCCAAGGCCUUGCGACAGAGCAUCAUGGAGAAAGCCUACUUCAAGGAUGCAGGCUGCGCCUACUCGGACGAGCUGGAGGAGACGGUGAUGGCGCUGCAGUCGGACAAAGACCGAGACGUUCGCUUCUUCGCCAGCCUGGACCCAAACAAAGACUUGAUGGACACGGCGCCGCUCAUCUAGCCUCGUUUUUUGUCCUCUACCUACCUAGCUAACCCGACGGACUGACAACAAGCACGUCAGUCAGCAUCAUGGCACCAGCACACCCAAACUGGACCCCCUCUCCUCCUCCUCCUCCUCCCUCCAGAAGCUCCACUUUGAGGGAAACUAAAGCAUGAUCUCGCUGCCUAGUCGGGGAAGCACACAAACUUUUUCAGGAAAUGAGCAGGACUCAAAAUGUUUAGCAAGCAUAUCUCUCCAAAGCUAACUGUGAGCUUAACAAUUUUUUUUUAAAAAUGGAGCAGGCAGGCGGGCGGUGUCUGCCUGACUCUUGACCUCAGGGGGACUGAACCUACACAAGCCACCACAAACAAGCUGCCGUCACGGGGCCACAAAAAAAAAAACACACAAAAAAAAACUCACACCUCCUUCCAUCUUUUUGUUUCCUUUCUUCCUGACCCCUGCUAAGUGCACACACUUUACAAGCGUGACUGAAUGAACUUCCUUCCCUUGAAGCGGUGUGUUAGUUUACCAAAAAAAAAAAAAAAUGUGACACAACGCCUUCUCCUUCUGCAGCAGGAGGCGGAUGAAAUACCUCCUUGCUGGACGUAGCUGGCCAGUGCGUCUUCUCGUCAAGCGUGGACUGCAGCAUCCUAACAAGGGCUCUAGUGAUGCAAGGAAAGCAAGCACACUGUACGCAUGACCCCCCUCCUUUUUUUUUUUUUUUGGUGUAUAGUCUCUCCCAUCUCUUUUCUUGAUGGUAGUGUUGAGUGUACAGUAGCAUACAAGACUGGAAAGUAUAAAAUGUCAUCAUGUAUUCCCCAACAAUGUUGCAACCUCUUUCUUUUGUGUACAGUUUUAAUGAAACCUGUGGAUAAAGUAUGAAUGAAUGGAACAAAAGGCCAGUCUAGCAAAAGGGUUUGAGUACUGGGGGAGCACUCGCCAAGUCACCCUGGUUUUUGGCUCACUUGUAAAUGUUAACUUUUUUUUUUUUUUUUUUUAAA
This is a messenger RNA of Doryrhamphus excisus (bluestripe pipefish), 4599 nucleotides long. It is a transcript of the gene ppp4r1l, whose product is annotated as protein phosphatase 4, regulatory subunit 1-like. Gene Ontology annotation, biological process: protein dephosphorylation. Lineage: Eukaryota; Metazoa; Chordata; Actinopteri; Syngnathiformes; Syngnathidae. The record is from RefSeq and is a predicted model, not a curated record. Gene Ontology annotation, cellular component: cytoplasm. Gene Ontology annotation, molecular function: protein phosphatase regulator activity; protein binding.